Molecule: messenger RNA, 605 nt
Organism: Gossypium arboreum
Lineage: Eukaryota; Viridiplantae; Streptophyta; Magnoliopsida; Malvales; Malvaceae
Exons: 2
Coding region: 1-561 (186 amino acids)
Source: RefSeq, a predicted model, not a curated record
AUGGAAAGUGGGUCAUUAAGGUUAGGGUUAAUGGCAGUGGUUGCAGUUUCAGGAAGUGUAGUCUUCAUUGCAAAUGAACUUCAUAAACGUCUCCUCUCUGAUUUCAUGAAGAAGAUUGAAUUUGAAUUGGCUGGAAAUGGGAAAUUUCAAGCGAAAAAAAAGGUUCGUUUUGCUGAUAAUGUAAGGGAACCAUCAUCAAAUAACAAAGAAUAUAGGAAGAGAAAUCAUAGUAUCGCCAUUGUUAAGCAAGCUAAAGGUCAUGGUGAAGAAUAUUAUGGUCAACGACGACGACAACAACGACAGCUUCUUAAAAUACCAAAUAAUGAUAAUUCAAUGCCUCUCAAUAGGCAAAUUUUAUAUAAAGGAUUCUUCAAUGUAAAAAUAAUUCUCUUAUACAUUCAAUUUUGUAUAUAUUAUAUGAUGUAUAUAUAUAUAUUUAAAAUGGAUAUUCAUCGCUCUAAAUAUGGCUUGUAUUUUAGUAGUGUCAAUUAUAUUUGUUAUUCAGAUUUUGUCCUUUUUACCAAAAAAAAGGAUUUAUGUAUAAUAUUAUUUUGUAAAUAAACAAUUUUUUUUCUAUUUAUUGUGAUGGGGUUGAUGUAUAAUUU